AUGGACGAUAACCAGGAUUCUAUAUAUUCAUGGUGUAUCCCAAUGGGCCUCUUCUUCCAAGAAGCAGUCCCCCAGAACCCCCCCUCCACCAACCUCGGCGGCAAAACAAUCAUCAUCACCGGCGCCAAUAGCGGUCUCGGUCUCGAGGCCGCCCGUCAGUUCCUCCAGUUCAAUGCCUCCCGGGUGAUCCUCGCCGUGCGGUCCAUCGCCAAAGGAGAGGCCGCCGCGGCGCAGAUCCAGCUUGCCAACCCCGAUGCCGAGGUCAAGGUCAUGAAGCUCGACCUCGACAGCUACGACAGUGUCGUGGCCUUCGCCAACCAGGUCAAGCAGGAGCUGACCGACAUGCAUGCCCUCGUGCUCAACGCUGGCAUGAAUCAGUAUGUCUACGAGACCAGUCCGACCGGCCACGAGCGGUUGUUGCAGGUCAACUUUUUGUCUCAUGCAGUCCUAGCCUUGCAAUUGCUUCCGUUGCUGCAGAGGACUGCGUCUAAAGAAGGCUCGCCCACGCGACUCAGUCUGGUGUCCAGCUUCAGCCACCGGAAGCAUUCGAUGACGAGGAACCCCGUGGGCCGCGACGAGUCGAUCAUCCAGCACUUCGACAACCCGGCCAACUUUGUCCGUCAAGUGCGGUACAGUGACACGAAGCUGCUGAUGAACGCAUUUGUGGCCGAGCUGGCGAGACGGCUGCCGUUAGGAGGCUCGAAGACGGACCCCCCCGUCAUCAUCAACUGUCUCUGUCCGGGGUUCGUCUGGACCGACUUCAACCACCGCCUCCCGUGGUAUAUCAGAUGGCCAGCCAUACUGCUGGAGAUGCUGUUUGCGCGAAGCGCCGAAGUCGGUGCGAGGACGAUUGUCCACGCUGCGGCGGUGGCGUCCGAAGAAUCGCACGGCAAGUUCAUGGAGUCCAGCCAUAUAGCUGAGUAA
Messenger RNA from Rasamsonia emersonii CBS 393.64, 924 nucleotides. RefSeq lists its product as uncharacterized. NCBI's taxonomy places the organism in Eukaryota, Fungi, Ascomycota, Eurotiomycetes, Eurotiales, Trichocomaceae. The transcript has 2 exons. Bases 1 to 924 code for a protein of 307 amino acids. The record is from RefSeq and is a predicted model, not a curated record.